Messenger RNA from Nerophis ophidion (straightnose pipefish), 5581 nucleotides. RefSeq names its product solute carrier family 22 member 23-like. The record is from RefSeq and is a predicted model, not a curated record. Gene Ontology annotation, biological process: transmembrane transport. Bases 160 to 2961 code for a protein of 933 amino acids. Lineage: Eukaryota; Metazoa; Chordata; Actinopteri; Syngnathiformes; Syngnathidae. Gene Ontology annotation, molecular function: transmembrane transporter activity. The transcript is spliced from 10 exons. Gene Ontology annotation, cellular component: membrane.
GGCCAUGUUGGGUGAAUCCGCCUCCCAGGCCACUUUACGUGCAGGUGUGCUACCUGCCUCUCACUUCCGGGAAUUGGUCUCGCCGCGUCCUCCGGCGCCAACGGGAUGAACAGGCCGACUGUGGGGAGGUCGUCAUAUAGUCGGUGAGCCCGCUGCCGCAUGCAGACAAGGACAGGGGGGGACGUGCUUCCCGACAGUAAACGGGGUGCGUCUCGUUUUCAGUCCACUUGGCGAGGCUCCCCGCUGGAGCUCCACGCAUUGACGCAUUGUGGAGCCGACAGGGUGGGGGGGAGAGGCGGAGGAGGAGGGGGAGGAGGUGGAGGGGGCGCGCACUGCAACCCCUCCUUCCCGGACACAACCGAGGAGGCAUCCACCGGCGUAUCCGCGAUGGACGUGGUGCAGCUCGACACCGACGACCAUCAACCGGAGAACGGCUUCGUGUCCCCCGAUAGCACGUCGCCGCCGGUGCCCCUUACGCGCGUCGACGGCUCGGUUCUGCCCUUCCUCGGCGGCUUCGGGAAGUACCAGAAACAGCUGAUUGUGCUGACUUGGAUCCCGGCGCUCUUCAUCGGAUUCAGUCAGAACUCGGACAAUUUCCUGCUCGCUCAGCCCAACAACACAUGCAUCCUGCCCCUCGCCAACACCACCGCCGCGGCUACGACUACUACAGCCGCCGCGAGCACCAGCACACCGGGCAGCAACGGGACGUGGGCCCGCUCCUGGGCGUCGGGGGUGGCCCAGAAUGCGAGCGAGAGGGCGGGCGGCAUCCACAACGACACGGGUGACAAACAGUGCAUGUGCAAUGCGUGGACCUUUGAGCUGCACACGGGGCUCGUAGAGAAUGUGGUCACCAAGUGGAGUCUGGUGUGUGAGUCCGCAUGGAAUGUCCACAUUGCAAAGUUCUCCCUGCUGGUGGGAUCCAUCUUCGGAUACCUAGUGUUCGGGGUCCUGGCAGACUGGUUUGGCCGCCACCCAGUGCUGAUCAUAUCCGUGCUGUUCAUGUUGGUGUUCGGCCUAACUGUGGCCUUCUCCGUCAAUGUACCCAUGUUCAGCACCCUGAGGUUCUUUGAAGGCUUUUGCUUGGCGGGCAUCACGCUGUCGCUCUACGUCCUGAGGAUCGAGCUGUGCCUGCCGGGUUGGCGCUUCUCCAUGACCAUGGUGGCCAGUUUCGUGAUGCUGGGCGGGCAGCUGCUGAUGCCAGGUGUGGCGUACCUGUGUCGGGAUUGGCAGGUGCUCCAGGCCGUCAUCAUCUGUCCACUGCUGCUCAUGCUGUCCUACAUCUGGAUAUUCCCUGAGUCACUGCGUUGGCUGCUGGCCACUCAGCAGUACUGCCGCUCCAAGUGGAUCAUGGGACACAUCGCCAAGAAAAACUGCGUGAACAUGGAGCAUGACACCGACAACAUCCUGCCAGAACUGCAGCGAGCUCUUCAACGCAAACCCAAAAAGACUUGCAUUGUUAAAAUGGCCAGGACUAGGAACUUGUGGAAGAAUAUUGUCGUGCUCUGCGUCAACUCGCUAACAGGCUAUGGGAUCCACCACUGCUUUGCUCGCAGCAUGAUGGACCAAGAUGCCCAGGAAACCACCAUGUUCCAUAACUUCUAUGCAGAAUACUACACCAUGGCGGGCAUCGCUGUGGCCUCCUGCCUGGCGCUGUGCCCGGCGGUGGGGCUAAUGGGCCGGCGAGGUGGCCUCCUCAUGUUCAUGAUCAUCACCGCCUUGGCGUCCUUGCUCCAGCUGGGCCUGCUCAACUUGCUGGGAAAGUACAGCAAUCAUCUCAAUAUAGAUAGCUCAGGCACCUUGAAUAAGAACUUCUCCAUCGCCUUCUCCAUCAUCGGGAUGUUCUCCUCCCAUGCUGUCAGCAACUUAAGCAUCUUCUUCUGCGCUGAGAUCACUCCCACCGUCAUCAGGGGUGGAGGUUUAGGCUUGGUCCUGGCCAGCGCCGGCUUUGGCAUGCUGACUGCGCCCAUCAUGGAGCUGCACAACCAGAAGGGCUACUUCCUGCACCACAUUAUCUUCGCCUGCUGCACGCUUAUCUGCAUCAUCUGCAUUCUCCUGCUUCCUGAGACGCGCUACCACCCCCUGCCCGAGACGCUGGCUGACGACAGCUACACCCGCCAGUCCCUGCUCCCCCCGCGGGGGCCCGGCGAGCAGCACCUGCUGCUAACACCCUCUGACGGCGCCAGGGACUACACACGGGUGCACGGCACGCCGCUGCACCAAGCGGCCGCCACCGUCAUCUCCACAAUGGACUCCACCGCCUCAUCGGCCGCGGAUCUGACCGCCAAGCCUGACCCGGUAGAGGCUGACUCCCCCGCGCCGCUCACAAAGGAUGAGGUGGUCCACGCCAGUAAGGACCACCUGCUGUCUUCCACACCCACACGCCUCACAGACCCGCUAUUACACAAACCCACAGAAAUUGUCAUGGCUUCAGUGGAGCCGCUCUCAGACACUCUUCUUCCCCAAACAGACGCCACACAGGAAGUGCCCCCCGAAAAGUCAUCGCCGGACCCCGCCUCUUUACCAGAAGACCAAAUGUUGUCGACAUCUGACCCAGCUUUGCUAAAGGACACUUUAGAAGACCCCCCAUCACCUGCGCCCCCCCCUCCUGUUCCUGUGACAGACGAGGACGCCGCCCCCGAGCCUCCGCCAUCCCCCUGCCAAGACAUCCUGUUAGAAAUAGUUGAUAACUCUGACUUUUCGCCCCCUCCCUCCCCCCUGCCACCCACCACUCCCCCCAUCACAGACCUGGCGCUCAGCCUUGCCCCAGAAACAUUGACUCUGGAGCCCUUGGGGGAAUCAAAAGACUCCCUCCCCUCUUUAGACUCUCCUUUCCCCACGCAGGACCCCCCCAUGUCCCUAAUGGAGUGUACCGUGUCUUCCCCCAUAGACCCCGGCGUCCUGGCUAUCAGGGACGGCGCUAGCACAGAAAACAUGGCCCUCAACGGAAUGACGUCGUCAUGAUGACCACGUCUCUUCUGCCGCACUUAGGAGGAGGACAAGCCCCGCCCCCCUCGCCACCCUUUCCCACACAAGAGGCUGCUUUGUGACAAACUUGUUUUUUGUUCUUCUUUUGAAUGUGGGUUGAAAUCACCAGCCUUUGAAGCGCAGAGAACGGACAAGAAGCGCCAUGGGGGAAAAAACAAGUCGAUUCAGACGUGAACAAUCAAAAAUUGUAAGGAUUUUUUUUUUUUUUUGAAAGAUGCAGCACAAGAAAGUACUCCCGAAAAAAACCAAAAUGUUCCAAAAAAUAGUGCCAAAAAUGAGUAUUGUUGCAUGUUUGGGGACUUGCUUUGUUUGCAGCCAUCGACUGAAUGUGGACGAUGAGUUUGUACAUCAGAAUGUACGCAACUAAAAUGUCCUUUUACUUGUUGACUUUCUUCAUAUUUUCAGCAAGUGUGUAAUUAUUUGCAGGUUCGACUCAUUUGUAAGUAUGAUUUUUUUUCGUUUUUUGGCCUGCCCCGAUAAAGUCAUGUAAAGAGCUUCAGUAUUUGUCACGCCGCAGACAAAACAAAAAAUGAACGUAUUCGCGACAAAGAAGCAUCACUGCAAAGCCUUUGUCUUUUCAACCUCAACGCACAACAUUUGUUCACAGCAAUUUUCAUAAACAUUGUGUGCGGUGCGUUAUUGCAAUACUCCAAACAAACAGUUUGCAACAAGCAGAAAAUACAAUCUGGUGGUGCGUUCAAGGCACCAACAACAACAUGCAGGUACUUUCCUCCACAAACAAGUUCUUCCUUCAUGACCAACAGAUUGUCCUUUUCAACCAUCUGGUGGCUUGGAUCAAACAAAGUUUGAGGAUAUUUCCACAGAUGGUCGGGUUAGGAAAUGUUGGUAAUGCUGCUGUACGCAUCAAAGCACAAAUUUCCUGCAAGCAUGUGACGUCAAAGUCGGAGAAGCGAGUAGUAACGUGGUACUGAAGAGAGCCAAAACAAGUCAAACUCUGAGAAUGAGUUUAGCAUUUCAUGACAUGAAUUUUUGGAAAUACAUGAAUAAAGUUUUAAUAAUAGGAUUAUUACAAUUAAAAAGGUAUAUACUGAAAUAUAAAAAAUAAAUGGAACUAACUACAAAGAAGGUGUAGACUUUAUGGCAAAUUAUAAAAAAAAAAAAUACAUUUUCAAAUUUAAUAUACAUUCAAAUGUGUGAGGAUUGUCAAUUUAGUCAUUAAAAAUUACAGCUUAUUUCCCUACAAUAACUCGUGUUUUUUCCUAAUACAUAUAUAUCUUGCGGUAUUACGAUUUAAUUCUCUGACUUAUUCUAGUUACAUUACCUAUCAUAGGUUUUUUUUGAGGAAUAAACAAAAAAACACCUACAUUUCCUAAGAUUGCAUUUUUUUGUAAUAUGAUUUCAGUUCAUUAUGUAUUUUUUCCCUAAAAAAAGUAAAAAUAUAUAUAUAUAUUUUUUUAUACAAUUUUUAUUUAUUUGCUGUUGUGAUAUUACGAUUUAAUUCUUGUCACAUUCCGCCGUUACCUACAACUUUUUUCAGCUCUCCCCCCAACAAAUAUUAAUAAUCUACAAUGUAAUGACAUGAAAAUAAAGAACACACAUUGAAUGAGAAGGUGUGUCCAAACUUUUGUCCUGUACUGUAUGUAUGAUGACAGAACUCCAUCUGCCCGAGUGCAGCUGGGACAGAUUUUCUGUUUGGACAAAAUUUUGACUUUGAAGUCUAAAAGUUGAAACAAAAAAUAGUAAAAGUAUUUAAAAAUUAACGUUAAUAUCUAAGAAUAUAUAUAUUCUUCUCAUAAAAUUUCAACUUUUUCACUGAAAAAACAACCUAAUACCGCAAGAUUACCCAUCGUUUUCCUCCUUAUAUACAGUAUUUUUCUUUAAUCCCCUUUGGAUGAUUGUUGUCUUUUUCAGGCUGACUUUAUUACUCUUUGAUACACUAAGUGACCCCAAUAGAUGAGUACAAAAGUAUGGAAGGAGGAGAACACUUAAGGUGGACUUUGUCCAAUCUUUAACAUCUGCUGCAGACUUUGGCUCCAACAAGGCGUCUGUUUGCUCUGGGCUUCCUCUGAUUGUUUGGAGCCAAAGUCUGGCAAGCAGAGAAGCGGCACAACAACAACAACAACAACAGCAGACGCUUCCGACUACCUUCCUAAUGUCAUGCAGCUUUAGUGCGGUGCUGACUGAGGACAUUGCAUUGUGAAGACAAAGUUCAACAUCUGUGAAUAUUUGAUCACCAGCAGAAACACUGACUGGAUUGAGAGAGAGAGAGAGAGAGUGUGUGUGUGUGUGUGUUUGUGUGUGUGUGUGUGUGUGUUUGUGUGUGUGUGUGUGUGUGUGUGUGUGUGCGCGCACACUGCAGAUGGACCAUGUUGACUAUUUGUACAAUGAGUCAUGAAGGAAGUUUCAGCUAAUAUAAGUGAAUAGGUGAAAGGUCACAAAGUCCAAUGUUUUCCGGUUUUUGCUUCCUUCCCCUCUGGGAAGCGAGAUCUGAAAGAAUGUAACAAAAGACCCAAACUUUGAAACUUUGGAUUGUAUCAUUUCUGAUUUUUGAACGUUCCCUUUUGAAGCGACGUGAAUGAUGCACGUGUACAUAAGCCAUACCUGUUGUUAAAAUAAACCAUUAUUUAUUGAUCAA